Callithrix jacchus (white-tufted-ear marmoset) is the source of this 6354-nucleotide messenger RNA. It is a transcript of the gene TBC1D30, whose product is annotated as TBC1 domain family member 30. Gene Ontology annotation, cellular component: endoplasmic reticulum. NCBI's taxonomy places the organism in Eukaryota, Metazoa, Chordata, Mammalia, Primates, Cebidae. The record is from RefSeq and is a predicted model, not a curated record.
AGUGCUUCGUUUUACACUGGAGGAAAAAAGUUCAUAGCAUUAUUAAUUCCCAAAUAUUUGCCAGGUGUUCAGAGUUUUAGAACGCUUAUUGUCAGAGACUAAACUAAGAAGGCUUUUGAAGGCGCUCAGAUCAGGUGGGAAAGUGAGAAGGGCUGGUAUUGUGUUGCGAGUUUGUCAAGAAGAAACUUCUGGCCUCAGCCUAUUGAUGGGUAUUUAGAACCCUCUGGCAUUAUUGCCAGCUGGCGGCUGAAGGCGAGACAACGGUCGCCCUCUUUUUGAGUUAAAUCACGUGCUUGAUUAAAAGUGAAGGUGGCGGCGGCUGCAGCGCCCUCCCCAUCCGGGAGGCCGGCUUCUUCCCGACGGUGUUCUGGCUACGUCCCGCGCCUUGUCGCGCACGGGAGAGCGCCCGGGGUCGACGCCGGCCCCGGCGGCAGGUGGUCCCAUGUAGCGCAGUGGCGUGGCCGCCUCCUUCUCGCCGGGUCCGGCGCGGAGGCAGCGGCUCAGGUGCCCGCGCGGGGGAGGACCCGGCGACUAGGGGAUCUGGAGCCCGCUGGCGCCGCGCCCGGGAGGACACCCCCGGCGAGGACGAGGCCGCGCCUCCUCCCGGAACUGGCCGGCGCCGCGAGGCGGGAGGAGAGACGGGCGCUGGGCGGCCGCGCCUCGGGGGCCAUGUACGUCCUUCCCACCGGCGGGGACCGCCCGGGGCUCGGGACGGAGGGGGAGUUCCGCGGCGGCUGCGGCGAGGCGAGGCUGGAGCGCCGGGAGGAAGAAGCGGUUCCUGCAGCGCCCCCAGCCUCGCCCCCUCGUGGAGCGGCGGGGCGGCCGCGGGGCUCCCGGGACUCGUGGGACGGCGACGAGGACCCUGAGCCUGGCGAGGCGCUCGGCGGCCGCACGAGCCGCACGGCGUCCCUGGUGAGCGGGCUGCUCACCGAGCUGUACAGCUGCACCGAGGAGGAGGCGGCGGGCGGGGGCCGCGGGCCCGGGGACCGCCGGCGGCGCCGCCGCGACAGCCUGGACAGCUCCACCGAGGCCUCGGGCUCCGACGUGGUCCUGGGCGGCCGCGGCGGCGCCGGCGACUCCCGCGUGCUACAGGAGCUGCAGGAGCGGCCGAGCCAGCGGCACCAGAUGCUGUACCUGAGGCAGAAAGACACUAAUGAACUGAAGACUAUCCUUCGAGAGCUCAAGUACAGAAUUGGUAUCCAGUCAGCCAAGUUACUUCGGCAUCUGAAGCAGAAAGACAGACUUAUGCAUAAAUUGCAGAGGAACUGUGAUAUUGUGACAGCCUGCUUGCAGGCUGUGUCACAGAAGAGAAGAGUUGAUACAAAGUUGAAAUUCACUCUUGAGCCAUCUUUAGGUCAAAAUGGUUUUCAGCAGUGGUAUGAUGCUCUCAAGGCAGUUGCCAGGCUGUCCACAGGAAUACCAAAGGAAUGGAGGAGAAAGGUUUGGUUGACCUUGGCAGAUCAUUAUUUGCACAGUAUAGCCAUUGACUGGGACAAAACCAUGCGCUUCACUUUCAAUGAAAGGAGUAAUCCUGAUGAUGACUCCAUGGGAAUUCAGAUAGUCAAGGACCUUCACCGCACAGGCUGUAGUUCUUACUGUGGCCAAGAGGCUGAGCAGGACAGGGUUGUGUUGAAGCGGGUGCUACUGGCCUAUGCCCGAUGGAACAAAACUGUUGGGUACUGCCAAGGCUUUAACAUCCUGGCUGCACUAAUUCUGGAAGUGAUGGAAGGGAAUGAAGGGGAUGCCCUCAAAAUUAUGAUUUACCUUAUUGAUAAGGUACUUCCCGAAAGCUAUUUUGUCAAUAAUCUCCGGGCAUUGUCUGUGGAUAUGGCUGUCUUCAGAGACCUUUUAAGAAUGAAGCUGCCUGAAUUAUCUCAGCACCUGGAUACUCUUCAGAGAACUGCAAACAAAGAAAGUGGAGGUGGAUAUGAGCCCCCACUUACAAAUGUCUUCACGAUGCAGUGGUUUCUGACUCUCUUUGCCACGUGCCUCCCAAAUCAGACCGUUUUAAAGAUCUGGGAUUCAGUCUUCUUCGAAGGUUCAGAAAUCAUCCUAAGGGUGUCGCUGGCUAUCUGGGCAAAAUUAGGAGAGCAAAUAGAAUGUUGUGAAACAGCAGAUGAAUUCUACAGCACCAUGGGGCGCCUCACCCAGGAGAUGCUAGAGAAUGACCUUCUGCAAAGCCAUGAACUCAUGCAGACUGUUUAUUCCAUGGCUCCGUUCCCUUUCCCACAAUUGGCAGAGUUGAGGGAAAAAUAUACCUACAACAUUACACCAUUCCCAGCCACAGUAAAACCCACCUCAGUUUCUGGACGCCAUAGUAAGGUCAGAGACAGUGAUGAAGAGAAUGACCCAGAUGAUGAGGAUGCUGUUGUUAAUGCAGUGGGAUGUCUUGGACCUUUCAGUGGGUUCUUGGCUCCUGAACUGCAGAAGUACCAAAAACAGAUUAAAGAGCCAAAUGAGGAGCAGAGUCUGAGAUCUAAUAACAUUGCAGAGCUGAGUCCAGGAGCAAUCAAUUCCUGUCGAAGUGAAUACCACGCAGCUUUUAACAGUAUGAUGAUGGAACGCAUGACCACAGAUAUCAAUGCACUGAAGCGGCAGUACUCUCGAAUUAAGAAGAAGCAACAGCAGCAGGUUCAUCAGGUGUACAUCAGGGCAGGCUCUAAAGAAGAAAAAGACUACAGGUUCUUUUUAGGCCCCAAGGACCAGGCAGUUGAUGACAAAGGGCCAGUGACCAGCAUUCUCCCGUCUCAGGUAAACAGUUCUCCAGUUAUAAACCACCUUCUUUUAGGAAAGAAGAUGAAAAUGACUAACAGAGCUGCCAAGAAUGCUGUCAUCCACAUCCCUGGUCACACAGGAGGGAAAAUGUCUCCUGUCCCCUACGAAGACCUUAAGACAAAGCUCAACUCCCCCUGGCGAGCUCACAUCCGAGUCCACAAAAAGAACAUGCCCAGGACCAAGAGUCAUCCGUGCUGUGGGGACACCAUAGGGCUGAUAGAAGAGCAGAACGAGGCCUGCAAGACCAAUGGCCUGGGGGUGGCAGAGGUGUUCCCCUCCGGUUGUACAGCGACAGCUGGAAGAGAAGGCAGCAGCCCUGAGGGCAGCACCGGGAGGACGAUCGAGGGGCAGUCUCCGGAGCCGGUGUUCAGAGAUGCUGACGUGGAUGUGUCUGCCAUUCAGGUGAAGUUGGGAGCCCUGGAACUGAACCACAGGGAUGCUGCAGCUGAAACUGAGCCCAUGGUGCACCUGCCCUGCCAGCGGCACUGCCCAGAGCCACCAAGUGCACCUGAAGAAAACAAAGCCACCAGCAAACCUCCCCAAGGCAACAACUCAAAAACCCCCAUCUUUAGCCCCUUUCCCAGCGUCAAGCCCCUGCGGAAAUCUGCCACUGCCAGGAACUUGGGAUUAUAUGGCCCUACAGAAAGAACCCCGACCGUGCACUUUCCUCAGAUGAGCAGGAGCUUCAGCAAACCCGGCAGUGGAAGCAGUAGCACUAAGAAACGAUGAUGCCUCCCCAAAACUUUGUAUCUGGACUCACCUUUUCACGGUAGUAUAAGGGUUGCAGCUGAAUGGCUCUAUAAGAGUUUUAUUUGUCCAGUGAAAAUGAAUAGGUUCAGAUAUGAGCAACAGCCCAUAAGAAAUGGGAACUGGAAGUUUUAUAAUGGGAGUUAGAACAGGGCUGUUUUCCCAUCCACUUGCUAACUGACGAAGUGGAUUCUUGUGGCAAAAUAAAUAUUGUGGUUUUAUAGUGUGAUGUUUUCCCAAUUUUUCAUUGUGAGCUGUUUAAAAAAGACUGUAUAUCUAGACUGUUAACUCCUCUCGCAUCCUCCUAUUCUGGGGGCCUUCAGGGUCCCUUGUGACAGCAACCCGAAACCUUCCAGUUCUCUGGGUGUUACUAAUACCCAAGCAUGCACAUACCAGCUUGCUAGGACAGACACUGUAAAAAGAAAGUAAGUUUCUUCAUUACAGAAAACUUCCUGAUUUUCCUUUUCAUGUUUUACGGAGGGGAUUGUGUUGUGUGAGUUUUCCCUCAGUACCAGUCUCCAAAUUGUUUUUUUGAUCUUAUGCUAAGUCAAAGGAGAAAGAUCUAGAUAGCCUUUCUUUAACUUUCUAUUUCUACCUGCAAAAUGAAGAAAACCUUUCAUCUGUUGAAAUUUCGGUCGAAGACCCACUUGAAGAUCUUAUGCACAGGACACACAUGGUAUAUGCUUUAAGCAGUUGCUCCGAACAGCUUGCUUAUGCCACUGAGCUUUUCCUGAGGUUUAUUUCCUCCUCUGGAGGAGAGCUUUGAUCCUCAGUGGCAUGGAUGACUUGAUGGGCUCCAUGUGGAGCCUGGCCUGCAUCCCCUACCAUGCAGCUCACUCACCCACCAGCUCUCCACUGCAGACGCACAAGGCCUCUGCUCAGAAGCCAGAACACGGCACCUGCAACUUUGUUACUUGAAUUUUGUGCUUUUUGAUUGGAGUCCUUUGUUGAGUACUUUAUUACUUAAACACUGCCUUUCUCUGGAGAAGUCCCCAGUGCUUUCUAGCUCCCUCUCACUCACUCCUGCCCGUUCUAGCUCUCUCUAACCCUGUGGGUCAGGGAUAGCAUCUCUUGUCUCCACUAUGCAGAUGGGAACUAUGAGCCACACAGAGGUGAAGUAGCACUUCAGUUACUCAAGGUCAGUACUCCCGGUAUUCAAGGUGACUUGGCCACAUUUCCUUCAGUGCAAUAGGCGGGUUUAGUGCUCUUUGUUCACAGAUGCAUUGGCUACAUAGCUUGUAAAAACCAAGACUGGGAAGCCAUUCACUAAACUGCCUCCUGACUUGAAGGACCUGUCUCUAGAUGGUGGAGUCCCAUGCUGGCGUUUUACAAAACCAGCUGUGACUUCCUUACCCUGAAAGGGAGUUCAUUUUAAAAAUGCUUCAGGCCCCUGUCAUUUGGCUGAACAAAAGGCUCACUCCUCAAUCCCCUUCUCCCCACUAUCAUUAGAGGAAUAGACUCAGCCUUCAUCUUUGUCUCUGGAAGACCUUUGGCGAUACUUGCAGAAAUACUGUUGAUGCAGUCAGUAUUAAUUUCAGCUAAUGGAUUGUUAUUGCUGAAAUGAAAACGACAAUUUUAGAUCAGGCUUUUACUAUGAGAGGUACUAAUUUUUAUAAUAAAAUAGAGAAUGGUUGUGUGGGCUUUUUUUGAACAGAAAACACAACAAUGACCUAUACAGUGAGAAAAUCUAUUUUAUCGUCUUCAUGUUAUUUUUAUCCCCAAAGGAAAUGAAAAUAGAAAAUAUGACUAAUAAGUUAUUUCAGUUUUGGUCUUGAAUUCUGUGCCAUCUGAAGUUAGCAUCUAGCUUCUUAAAAAGCAGCCACACCCACAGCCUGUUUUUUGGGAAGGGUGUAGGUGGAGAGAUGGGCUUAUUUUGCAUACCACCCUCAGGGCCCAGAGACCCACUGCAUUUUCCGAAGUUAAGGAAAUGACACCAUUUUCUUCUGUCAGCUAAACUUUACAGAUAAGAAUGAUUCCAUCUCAUAUCCUUUUCUUUGCCCCUUCCCAAAUGAGUCAGAAUAGUCAGGUUCCCUUUGAAGGAUGUCUGACCUGAAUGGAGAAUUGUUCUUUCCUCUCUUGAAUCAGCUUACUAGCUCUCUGAUGGUCUGGGUUCAAGGAGAUGGUUAAUGAGGUAUAUACAAAUCCUUAUACGAAUCCUUGGGAUUGCACCACUGCUGUCCACAAACUCAGUUAUCAACAACACAUGCUGUGUCCCGUGAAUGCUCUCUUCUCACCUGUUUCCAGGGUUGGUCUUCCUGAGAAGGGGAUGGAUGAGAUGACACACAGUUUGGGAUAAGUAUCUGUUGAAUGAAUGAAUAACUGAAAGGAUAAUAGUCCUUUGAGGUAAAAAUGGCCUUGUCAGAAUUUUGAAAAUCCAGCAGAUUCCUGUUAAAGCACUCUGUGUACCAAUAACAUGCAUGCAUUGUACCAAGUAAUCACAAUGUGAAUUGGUCAAUUUAUGAGCCUUGCCUACUUUAGAAAAUAAAGAAACCUGCAGUAGCCUCUACCACACAGCAUGUACAAAGACCAGUAUGGACUUGCUAUCUUCCCUAUGUAUUGGACACUGUAUGCAAACACCAGAAGUACUUAACAAGUAGUGGUUUCUUGAUUUAAUGUCUGUUGCCUCUUAGCAUUUUUGCCGGGAAUCAACUCAUUCUGAUGCCUCUACACCUCAGUUCCUCUUACAGAAGCCUCCAGAUGAUCUAGAUCUAGUUAGUAAUGUCAGCCUAUGGGCUGCAACUGUUUGGGGCAUUGUAUUCCUGUUUGUCUCUUGUUGUUCUGAAGGAUUGUAUUGAUCACAAAGCUAUAUGCAUAAAGAUUCUCAUUGUUGUA